AGCCUGGAUGACAGGAAAAUCCUGUCAAAAAAAAAAAAAAAGACGUGGACCAGUCAUUAUCAUCCAGAGUAAUUUCACUGCCCCAGAGAUCUGUGUUCCACUGUGCUUCUCCUUCCCUCGAGUCCCUCACAACUACUGAGCCUUUUACUAUAUCCAAAGUUUUGCCUUUUCCAAAAUGUCGUAAAGUUGAGAUUAUGUAGUAGGUAGCCUUUUUAGAUUGGCGGCUUUCACGUAAUGUGCAUUUAAGGUUCAACCAUGUCUUUUCAUGACUUGAUAGCUUGUUUCUUUCUAGUGAUAAAUAAAUCCACUGUCUGGAUGUUCCACAGUUAAUCCAUUCACCUGCUGAAGAACAUCUUGGUUGCUUUCAAGGUUUGGCAGUUAUGGAUAAAGCUGCUGUAAACAUCCCUGUGCAGGUUUUUGUGUGGACAUGAGGUCUCAACUCCUUUGGCAAUGAACUAGAGUUCCUGAUGCUCCACAUCCUUGCCAGCGUUUGGUGCUGUCCGUGUUCUGGAUUUGAGCUAUUCUAAUGUGUGUAUCCAGUCUUCAUUCAGACCUGCAAAGACCCAGGCUCCAGCUGCCAGCUUCCUGUGGCCCCUCGGGCCACCUGCACAGGAAAUUCCAAGGGUACGUUGGUCCCACUGCCAGUGCCAUGGCCUACAGUGCUAGGCAGCCCCUCAGUCUCUGCCACUCAAAGUUCUCCUCCAGGAAUCCUUCCUAGAAAGUCCCGUUCCAGCUUGGGGCAAUGUCCCCAUGACCCUCGUGGCACCGCUGGCUUGGCAUGUCAGCUAUGUUACCUUCCUACUUCUGAUGGUCUUGAAUACGUUGGGGCACUGGCCCACUGGCUGCCUUCCCACCAUGUUCCCAGUACACAGCUCAGGACCCAGUACAACCCAUACCUCCAGCUUGGGUGGAGCUCUCAUGCCAGGCUGCCUGUCACUCACUGCCCUAGCCUGACCCUGCACCCCACUGGCAGCACAGUCAGCACAGCGGUUUGGCUCACAGCAGAGGGCAAAGGCCAUCAUCAGCUCCCUUUAUAAGGGAACAGUCACACACUCGGCGUGCUGAGAGUGUCCUGUCUGGUCCUCUGUGCCUGGUGGGGUGGGGGUGCCAAGUGUGUCCAGAGAGCUCAGUGGGCAGCGAGGCAGCCAUGGGGCUGGAUGCACUGGUGCCCCUGGCUGUGACAGUGGCCAUCUUCCUGCUCCUGGUGGACCUGAUGCACCGUCGCCAACGCUGGGCUGCACGCUACCCGCCUGGCCCCAUGCCACUGCCGGGGCUGGGCAACCUGCUGCAUGUGGACUUCCAGAACACACCAAACUGCUGCAACCAGCUGCGGCGCCGCUUUGGGGACGUGUUCAGCCUGCAGCUGGCCUGGACACCGGUGGUCGUACUCAACGGGCUGGAGGCCGUGCGUGAGGCGCUGGUGACCCGCGGCGAGGACACCGCCGAUCGGCCGCCUGUGCCCAUCUACCAGGUCCUGGGCUACGGGCCGCGCUCCCAAGGGGUGUUCAUGGCUCGUUACGGUCUCGUGUGGCGCGAGCAGAGGCGCUUCUGCGUGUCCACCUUGCGCAACCUGAGGCUGGGCAAAAACUUGCUGGAGCAGUGGGUGACCAAGGAAGCUGCCUGCCUCUGUGCCGCCUUCGAUGACUAUGACGGACGCCCCUUCCGCCCCAACGAACUCCUGGACAAAGCGGCGAGCAACGUAAUCGCCUCCCUCACCUGCGGGCACCGCUUCGAGUAUGACGACCCUCGCUUCCUCAGGCUGCUGGACCUAGCGCAGGAGGGAUUGAAGGAGGGGUCGGGCUUCCUGCCCCAGGUGCUGAAUGCCAUCCCUGUCCUCCUGCGCAUCCCAUGGCUGGCUGGCAAGGUGUUACGCUCCCAAAAGGCUUUCCUGGCCCACCUGGAUGAGCUGCUGAACGAGCACAGGAUGACCUGGGACCCAGCCCAGCCACCCCGAGACAUGACUGAUGCCUUCCUGGCAGAGAUGGAGAAGGCCAAGGAGAACCCCGAGAGCAGCUUCAAUGACACGAACCUGCGUAUGGUGGUGGCUGACCUGUUCUUGGCCGGGAUGGUGACCACCUCAAUCACGCUGGCCUGGGGCCUUCUGCUCAUGAUCCUUCACCCAGAUGUGCAGCGCCGUGUCCAACAGGAGAUUGACGACGUGAUAGGGCAGGCGCGGCGACCAGAGAUGGGCGACCAGGUUCGCAUGCCCUACACCACUGCUGUGAUUCACGAGGUGCAGCGCUUUGGGGACAUCAUCCCCAUGAAUAUGCCCCACAUGACAUCCCGAGACAUUGAAGUGCAGGGCUUCCUCAUCCCUAAGGGGACAGCGAUCUUCGCCAGCCUGUCAUCAGUGCUGAAGGAUGAGGCCAUCUGGGAAAAGCCCUUCCGCUUCCACCCUGAACACUUCCUGGAUGCCCAGGGCCGCUUUGUGAAGCCAGAGGCCUUCCUGCCUUUCUCAGCAGGCCGCCGUGCAUGCCUCGGGGAGCCCCUGGCCCGCAUGGAGCUCUUCCUCUUCUUCACCCACCUGCUGCAGCACUUCAGCUUCUCCGUGCCCACCGGACAGCCCCGGCCCAGUAGCUCGCCUGCUGGUGGCUUUCUGGUGUAUCCUUCUCCCUACCAGCUUUGUGCUGUGCCCCGCUAGAGUUGGGCAUCAAGCCCCUGACUUGCUCCUCUUGUAUAAUAAAUUAGUCUAGAGGCUCCCACUUGGUUUCUGAAUCCAGUUUGGGCUCUUGCCAAGG
This is a messenger RNA of Cebus imitator (Panamanian white-faced capuchin), 2738 nucleotides long. It is a transcript of the gene CYP2D8, whose product is annotated as cytochrome P450 family 2 subfamily D member 8. The record is from RefSeq and is a predicted model, not a curated record. Lineage: Eukaryota; Metazoa; Chordata; Mammalia; Primates; Cebidae. Gene Ontology annotation, biological process: arachidonate metabolic process; xenobiotic metabolic process. The transcript is spliced from 11 exons. Gene Ontology annotation, cellular component: intracellular membrane-bounded organelle; cytoplasm. The coding region runs from base 1148 to 2641 and encodes 497 amino acids. Gene Ontology annotation, molecular function: iron ion binding; heme binding; oxidoreductase activity, acting on paired donors, with incorporation or reduction of molecular oxygen, reduced flavin or flavoprotein as one donor, and incorporation of one atom of oxygen.